This is a messenger RNA of Ictalurus furcatus (blue catfish), 3620 nucleotides long. Its product is annotated as zinc finger and SCAN domain-containing protein 2. Gene Ontology annotation, biological process: regulation of transcription by RNA polymerase II. The record is from RefSeq and is a predicted model, not a curated record. Gene Ontology annotation, molecular function: DNA-binding transcription factor activity; RNA polymerase II cis-regulatory region sequence-specific DNA binding. Bases 400 to 1812 code for a protein of 470 amino acids. NCBI's taxonomy places the organism in Eukaryota, Metazoa, Chordata, Actinopteri, Siluriformes, Ictaluridae. The transcript has 4 exons. Gene Ontology annotation, cellular component: nucleus.
CUCCCAAACACAAACAGCCCUCUUAACAACACACUUCCCAAAAACAAACACCUCUCCCAAACCAAAACCCCUUUCUAAACACCUCCCAAGCUCAGAAGGGCCGACCUGUCUUUAAUUACCGGUCAUUUACGACUUUUAUUUUGUAAACAAAAUACCGAAAUCUACCCGGAAGUGAACUCAACUUUAUUUCCUAUUGUUGAUACAAUCUGGCGUAACUCCGCAUACACAUCUUCUUCUUUACUGUGUUCGGGGAUUUAUGAUGCGUUUUAGACGCGACUGACUGCUCAGUUUAUUGCAUCAUUUAUUGGCUUGUUUCCUGCUCGUUUUUCCUCUCUUCUUGGCUAAAAAAACGAAAGGAUUUAUUGUUGAGAGACUAACGGAGCGAGUCUUUCUCUCGCCAUGGCCGAGCCGCGUUGUUUUCAAACGCAGCUGAACUCCAUCAUGGAGAUCAUGAGCAGGGCGGUCGUGAGGCAGAUCUGUAAAAUCGUAGACAGCGACUUGGCGUCUUUACGACUGGAGCUGGAGCGCGCGCUUCACGACAACGCGGCUCUCGGGGACAAAAUGCGCGUGCUCGAGAGCGAAGUGGAAACUAUGCGGAAAGCGGGAGCGCGCGCUCGGCGCAAGAGCUGCCGGUCUGUGUGCAUUCAGACAUCGGAAGACGCUCCACCCUCCAUUAACGGCAUCUUCGGGAAGGAGUGGUGCUCCAGUCUGUGGGACGGCAGGCCCAGGCCAGGAGAGGAGGCGGUCGAGGUGGAGCCGGAUGUGUCUGAUGAGCCUGAAAACGAUGACGACUGCAACGUGCGCAGUGUCAAGGAGGAGGUUUCUGAGCAGGAAAUCUGCGUCAUCAAUCCAACGUCAGGGAACAAAAGAAAUACAUCCACAGCGCCAAGAGAUCCUCAGGACGUCUCUGAAGACAUGGCUGACGACGACGACAUAUGCUUCAUAUCUGCGGGAUUUCCGGGGACAUCCGACGUCGACACCAUGGCGCCGGAUUCCCCGAGAGCCGCUGCCACCAAGCUCAUAUCUAUGGAUGGCACGGUUCAGCAUGUCAUCGUGUCAGGCGAUGACGACGACGACGACGACGACGACAACGAGGAAGAAGACCGGGUGGAGUUCGACCAGCACUGCAUGCCCAUUGAGUUUAUGGAGGGCGAACGGGGAGAAUCCGCAGCGUUCGAGAGGCCGGACGAGGUGGAGCAGGGGGCGGAGCAGGACAUUUUAACCGAUUCAGAGCGCAUGUCCGGCUCAGGCGGAGGUGCUGGUCACAUUUUUAAUUACUUCGACAGAUUCAAUAUCCAUCACCAACCCGGUCCAGGCGACGACUCGGCUAAGACGGACUUCACCUGUCCCGAAUGCGGGAAGACGUUCCUGCGUCGGAACGGCCUCACGUUGCACAUGAAGAGUCACCAAAAGCAGAACGCUCACGCGUGCCGCACCUGCAAGGUCGUCUUCCCGCAAAAGAACCUCCUCCGGACGCACAAGUGUCUGCCUCCGGAAAAAACUCUGGCCAAAACGGCGGACAUGAGGUUCCGCUGCGAGAUGUGCGGCAAAUAUUUUCACUCCAAAGCCAACCUGAAGGUUCACUACGCCGUGCACACGGGAGAACGGCCUCACACGUGCAGCUUCUGCGGAAGAGGGUUCUCGCAGAAAGGAAACCUGACCACUCACGAGCGCAUCCACAAGGGAGAGCGGCCGUACGUGUGCACCACCUGCGGGAAAAGCUUCACCCAGAAAGGCAACCUGACUCACCACCUGGCAAUUCAUAGCAAGAUAAACAACAGAAUGAGGAACGCUGUUGAAAAAUGGCAGUGACUUUUUUUUUUUAUUAUUAUUAUUAUUAUUAAUAUUAUUAUUUACAUACAGAAUAACAAAAAACUGGAUAUCAUCUCUGGAAAGAAUUUUUUUUUAAUCAAUUUAUUUCACUUUCUGUUUGUCAGUUUUAUCAAGUCUCGUCGUUUUUUUUUUUUGUUGUUGUUGUUAUUUUUUUUAGGUUUUUAACACCAAAAUUUUACAAGGGGGGGGAAAGAAGCUAACGUGAGAAUUUUGUAUAACUAAUGCCUGAGCCACACUAGAAGAGAAUCAGGCUGAGUUUUACGGUUGCUUCGUCCUGAUUUUAGGCUGGUUUUAAACAAUUGUGUGUGUGUGUGUGUGUGUGUGUGAACAGAAUGUAGAGACAGCCUGAAAUAUGAAUUGGGCUGCAUGGAAAGGGGAAAAAAUAAAAUUCCUGCAGAGACGACGUUUGGCCGGCCUUCACGGACAAUACGACGUAAUCGCAGAGCGUCGUAUGGAGGCUUCGCUCGUCGUGCCGUGUUCUCGUUGUGCGACGGCCCAUACGCGCCCGCAGAGAUUAUCCGAGCUUGUAAGUUUUUGUUGUGCAAUCCUCAUGGACGUCGUCUACACGUUAAGCACUCCUACGCAAGGGCCAGUACGACGCUUUUUCACUUGCGAAGGUGGUUACGUCUUCACGUAACCCCCCCGAGACGUCGUCUCCACCUUUGGCGGCUGUAUUACGUAAGCUCCGCCUCUCCGUAACGGUUAGGAGACAUGCAGAGCUUAUUAGAGUCUUAACACAGGGUCAGUCGCGCUGCUAACGUCCAUAGAUGUCGUGUUACUUACUCAGAUUUUAACAGUGACGUCAAACCCGUGUUUGAAACGUCAUCUCGCCAGUCCGUUUUCUGGUUUGUAAGUCUCUCGCCGUUUAAGUAUGGUAUAACCGAGAAGAACGGCGUGGGAGUGGCGCAAAGAUGGCCGACCUUAAUUCCUCAGGUCCAAUCAUGGGACCGGUUUGAAAGCCAUCCAUCUGUCUAUUUUCCAUGCCGCUUAUCUUGUACAGGGUCGUGGGGAGCCUGGACGCCUACCCCAGGGAUCUCCAGGCACAAGGCGGGGGACGUCCUGGACGGGGCACAAUCGCACACACUUCGGACAAUUUGGAAAUGCUAAUCAACCUACGACGCGUGUCUUUGGACUGGAGGAGGAAACUGGAGUACCCGGGGGAAACCCCCGAAGCAUGCGGAGAACAUGCAGACUCCACUCAGACAGGGUAAAGGUAGGAUUCGACCCCCAAACGUGGAGGUGCGAGGCAAAAGCCCCGCCCCACCCCCGGGUUAAAUUCAUGAAUAUUAAACAUAUCCAACACUAAACAGUAAGGGAGUUACACACUAACUGAUCCGUGUUGUAUCACGAUCGAUAUAAUCGGUAAGAGCCGAGAUAAACUCGUGUUCGUUUGUUUGGAAUCUGGAGUCGUGUUUGUUCACGAGCUACUCCACGAGAUCCUGUUGUUCCGAGAGUACGGUUCGUUAGAGAUCCAUGACCUGAAAGCCUAUGGUGUUUUUAAUACUUCUCGUUGUAUCUGGCGUCUCACGCUUUUUAACAUCGGUUCGGACGGUGUGGCCCAGGCAUAAAGCGUUAAUCUCAGCAUCUCGUUUCUAGUUCAUACGUCAAUAGUUAAUCUCAAACUACACUUGUAUAAAAAAAUGAAAUAAAAAAAAAAACCUUUUGCAUUUGCAUCAGUUGUAUGGAUUUUAUGUACCAACUUCAAAUAUAUGAUGUAUUUUAGACAAAUCUGGUGUGCACGGUUUUUCAUGUGUGACGAUACGAAGCACUUUCAACAUACAUUUGAG